Messenger RNA from Trichosurus vulpecula (common brushtail), 930 nucleotides. RefSeq names its product olfactory receptor 13A1-like. The transcript has a single exon. The record is from RefSeq and is a predicted model, not a curated record. Gene Ontology annotation, cellular component: membrane. Gene Ontology annotation, biological process: G protein-coupled receptor signaling pathway. Lineage: Eukaryota; Metazoa; Chordata; Mammalia; Diprotodontia; Phalangeridae. Gene Ontology annotation, molecular function: G protein-coupled receptor activity; olfactory receptor activity. Bases 1 to 930 code for a protein of 309 amino acids.
AUGGCAUCACAAAAUCAUUCAUCAGUGGCUGAGUUCAUCUUACAAAGUUUCUCUGAAAAUCCUCAGUUUCAGAUCCUUAUCUUCAGCCUCUUCUUAGGACUUUUUAUAGUGGCAUUCACAGGUAACUCACUCAUUAUCACUGUGAUUAGUCUAAAUCCAGGUCUCCAUACUCCCAUGUACUUUUUCCUUACAAAUUUGGCCUUACUGGACAUUCUCUCCACCUCGACUAUAGUGCCUAAGUUGCUACAGAACUUAAUAACCAAGAACACCAUUUCCUAUGGUGGUUGCAUGGCUCAGAUAUACUUCCUAACUUGGUGUUUGGCGGGUGAAGCCUUGCUUUUCACAGCCAUGGCGUAUGAUCGGUAUGCAGCCAUCUGCCAGCCCCUCCACUACAGCACUGUCAUGAGCAAGACAGCUUGCUGCCUCAUAGUAUCUGCAGUGUGGGCUAUCAGUUGGACCAAUACAACAAUACACAUCAUCAUGACUGUUCACUUGUCUUUCUGUGGCCCCAACGUCAUUGAUCAUUAUUUUUGUGAAAUUCCUCCAUUAUUUCCUCUCUCCUGCUCCUCAACUCAUGUCAACAAAGCCAUGGUAGUUGCAGCAGACAUGUUCUUUGCUAUUUUCAAUUUUCUGCUCAUCUUGCUGUCCUAUGGUUUCAUCAUCUCCAGCAUCUUGAAGAUCCGGUCCAAGGAAGGGAAAAAGAAAGCAUUUUCCACUUGUUCCUCCCACCUUAUUGUGGUUACCAUGUAUUAUUGCACUGUAAUUUAUAUAUACAUUGUUCCUGCUUUUGGUCAAUCUCCAAAGAAAGGCAAAGUGGCUUCAGUGUUUUAUACCAUAGUGACCCCAGCCUUGAACCCUCUCAUCUACUCCCUGAGAAACAAGGAUGUGAAAAUAGCACUCAUGAAAUUACGUCCAUUCCUUAGGAAAUAA